UCAUCACCAACUGGUAGAGUUUCCUGUGUAGGAUAGUAUCAGGAAUAGCUUUGAUAGAUGGUGAUUGACCGAUUUUAAUUGUACGAAUUUCAUAUCAAUGUGUGCAUUCAAUUUUUAAAAAUGUAUAAAAAUAUAAAAUAUUGAUAAUAAAUUAUGAAGCAAAAUCUAUCGAAUGAGAAAAAACAUGAUAAGAAAUUAACACAAGAAUCCUAACCUUGUUAAAGAUGAAGUCAGGCACUAUGGACAAACAUAGAGGUUCUACGCUUUUAAAAGCGGAAGAAAAUGAACAAGUCUUCCAAUUGAUAGGAAAUCGGUGUCAGUGUCUAGCAGCUGGAGUUAUUCAAUUAUAUUUGACUGAACCGCCUUUACAUAAAGAAUGGAUAAAGAAAACUACAGGUAUUAUAACAUUGAUAAGAGAUAAUCCUAGACGUAGUUUUUUCCUUCGUUUGUAUUGCUUACAAAGGAAAGCAAUGUUAUGGGAACAUGAAGUUUAUAAUGCAAUGGAUUAUAAAGCACCAUUGAUUUAUUUUCAUACAUUUGAAGCAGAAGAUUGUAUGGCUGCUUUUAAUUUUGCAAGUGAAACAGAUGCUGUUACUCUAAGAAAUAUUCUUCUUGGUAAACUGAAUACUAAACGUCAGAGAAGGCAACAAAGACGAUCUAAAGUAGAAGGAGAAACUCAGCAUGGUGCAACAUUACCAUGGAGGAAUCAAAGCAAUACAUCACCAAUUGCAUUUAAUACAGGAUCAACUUCUAAUUUAUUAAAUGGAACUCCAACUGCUAUUGGUGUUAAUAGGAGUGCUUCUAGUAGUUCUAUGUAUAAAAGUAAAAAGAAAAAGCGAGAUAAAAUUAAGAAAAAAUUAACUAAAGAUGAUAUUGGGCCUCCAUCCGAUUUUAGACAUGUUACGCAUUUUGCAUGGAAUGCUAAUAGUAAAGAAUUGGAAUUAGAAAAAAUUGAUCCGCAUUUAAGAAUGUUUCUUGAUAAGGUUGGUGUAUCGGAAUGUCAAUUCAGAAAUCAAGACACGCGUGAUUUUAUUUAUGAUUUUAUUGAAAAACAUGGUGGUAUGAAUGCUAUUAGAGAAGAUAUAAAUUCAUCUAUCCCAAAAACUAAUGCACAACAACAAUUGCAACAGCAAAUACGACAACCUCCAACAGCACUUCAAAGACAGGAAUAUCCUCCUCCAGUUCCUGCAAGAACAGUACCUCAUCAAACUCGAAUUGCUCCACCAUUACCUCCAAAUCGAUUUAAUGCACCUUCAACACCACCAAGUGCACCAUCAAGUGCACCACCAGUUCAUAGAACAUUGCCAACUCGACCACCACCACCUUCUUUAACUUCUGCACCAUCACUGCCACCACCUCCACCUCCACCUCCUCCACCACCACCUCCACCUGCUCCAGCUCCACGCUCAAAAAGUAAUUUGACUACAUCUGUUCCAAUUCCACCACCAUUACCUAAUUUAUUAAGUCCUGAUGAUGGAACUAUUAAUACAAGUGCUAUCAAUAAUAAUAAUACUAGUAAUAAUAAUAAUAAUGAAGAUAUUGCUGACUUGAGAUCAACUCUUAUGGAAUCUAUAAGGAGUGGCACUACUCUUCGAAAAAUCGAUAAAUCGGAAAUAAAACAAAAUCCUCCACCAGACGAUUCUAGAAAUGCUUUAUUAGAACAAAUUCGUCAAGGAAUUGAAUUAAGACCCGUUUCGAAUGAAGCAAAAAAUAAAACAACAUCAACAUUUCAAGGAGGUUUGGCGAGUGCUUUGUCAAGGGCUCUUGCUGAGCGAUCGAGUGCAAUACAUAGUGAAAGUGAUGAUUCAACUAGUGAAUCCAGUGAUGAUUAUGAAUGGGAUGAUUAACUCAGAUGAAAUAUAUAAUUCGAGAAAUGAAAUAAUAUAUCACUGUGAUAAAUCUGCUAUCAAUAAAUAUGUAAACAGAAUAGCUAUAAAUGUAUAAUAUAAAGAUUUUGAAUUAGAUAUCCAAAGAAGCAUGAAAAUCAUAUGUAAAUUUUUCAAAAAAGAAAUUACUUAAAUGUGUUAUCAGGAAGUAAGGCACAAUUAUAUGGAUAGGACAAGUAAGAGCAGAAUAAAAAUCUUAGUAUAAUAUCGACAAAAUUAUAAUAUAUUUAUCUGAAAAAAAAAAAAA
This is a messenger RNA of Apis mellifera (honey bee), 2133 nucleotides long. RefSeq names its product neural Wiskott-Aldrich syndrome protein. Gene Ontology annotation, biological process: actin filament organization. The transcript has 7 exons. The record is from RefSeq and is a predicted model, not a curated record. Gene Ontology annotation, molecular function: actin binding. Lineage: Eukaryota; Metazoa; Arthropoda; Insecta; Hymenoptera; Apidae. Bases 225 to 1847 code for a protein of 540 amino acids.